GUCAAAUAAAAACAACAUUUCAAAUAUUCUUCUGAAAUGGAAAUGGUCGAAACGUGAACAAAACCCUAACCCUAGGAAAGCUAUAUAUACCUCCCUCUUAAUAUUUGGGUACUGCAUGUAUUGUAACUAGACAGCAUCGAUUUAUUUCAUUCUCGUUCAAAGUUCUUGAAAUCUCAAUCCUCUCGAAUCUCGAUCGCUCACAACUUGUUGCAGGUUACAUACAAAAUCCAACAUCUUUUUUUCACUUAGCAUUGAGCAGGUCCGAUGGAAACCGUAGUGUCAUCAUUACAACCUCCGCGCUACGGAAAGCUAAUAACCAUUCUUAGCAUCGAUGGUGGUGGAAUACGGGGGAUUAUACCGGGAGUAAUCCUUGCAUUCCUUGAGUCUGAACUACAGAAACUGGAUGGUGAAGAUGCCAGACUUGCAGAUUAUUUCGACAUCAUUGCCGGCACGAGCACAGGUGGCCUUAUCGCCGGCAUGCUUACUGCCCCAAACAACAAGAACCGUCCACUUAUCGCCGCUAAAGACAUCACGUCUUUCUAUAUCGAUCAUGGUCCCAAGAUCUUCCCACGACACAGUCCUCCUCUUGGUAGUGCAACCAAGAUCGUUAGAACCAUGUUUGGACCGAAAUACAACGGGAAGUACUUACACAAACUUCUCAAGCAAAGGUUAGGAGAGUCUCGACUGCGUCAUGCACUGACUAAUGUCGUGAUCCCAACUUUCGAUAUCAAGCAGCUCCAGCCCACCAUCUUCUCCAGCUACGAGCUGAAGAAGAAUGCUUCAUUGGAUGCUCUCUUAUCGGAUAUAUGCAUCGGAACAUCAGCUGCUCCAACUUAUCUCCCAGCUCAUUAUUUCACCACGAAAAGCUCGAUCGGACCAGAGAGGGAGUUCAAUCUUAUCGAUGGUGGUGUUGCUGCUAAUAAUCCGACGAUAGUGGCCAUAAGUGAGGUGACCAAGGAGAUCACCCGUGGAAACUCAGAGUUUGGUGACAAGAUGCAGCCCUUGGAUUAUGCCCAAUUCUUGGUGCUUUCCUUGGGCACGGGCUCGUCCAAGGCUGAAAAGAAGUACAGUGCUGAGAAGGCGGCCAAAUGGGGAGUCCUAGGAUGGCUGACGACCGGCGGCAGCACUCCUCUUGUGGAUGUCUUCACUCAGGCCAGUGCCGAUAUGGUCGAUAUCCAUGUCUCCACGGUCUUCCAGGCUCUUCAUUCCAAUAAUUACCUCCGCAUUCAGGAUGAUACGUUAAGUGGGAACGUAGCUUCUGUGGACAUGAGCACGAAGGAAAACAUGAAGAAUCUGGUCAAAGUUGGUGAGGGGCUCAUUAAGAAACCGGUCUCAAGGGUCAACUUGGAGAGUGGUGCCUUUGAGCCUCUUAAUCAAGGAACCAAUGAAGAGGCUCUCAAAAGGUUGGCAAAAAUCCUUUCCGAGGAGAAGAAGCUUCGGGAAGCAAAAUCCCAGCCUUAAGGGGGGUCCAAAUCACACAUGAAUCACACACCAUAGAGAUCAAAUUGUAAUGAAGAGUAACAAUCAUUUCAUUAAUCUGUUGGUAAAGAUGUAAUAAGUGCAAAGGUGUAUCACAUUACAUGAGAUACUCAACCUGUCGUUAUUUUUUUUUGGUUCAAU
Molecule: messenger RNA, 1620 nt
Organism: Punica granatum (pomegranate)
Lineage: Eukaryota; Viridiplantae; Streptophyta; Magnoliopsida; Myrtales; Lythraceae
Source: RefSeq, a predicted model, not a curated record